Cyprinodon tularosa is the source of this 1847-nucleotide messenger RNA. RefSeq names its product phenylalanine hydroxylase (gene pah). Gene Ontology annotation, biological process: L-tyrosine biosynthetic process; L-phenylalanine catabolic process. NCBI's taxonomy places the organism in Eukaryota, Metazoa, Chordata, Actinopteri, Cyprinodontiformes, Cyprinodontidae. Gene Ontology annotation, molecular function: phenylalanine 4-monooxygenase activity; iron ion binding. The transcript has 13 exons. The record is from RefSeq and is a predicted model, not a curated record. The coding region runs from base 32 to 1462 and encodes 476 amino acids.
GACGUGCAGUUAAAAACCGACAGACAGAGUCAUGAGAGGCUCAGAGACUCACAGAGACCAGAUAACUACAACCUGCAAGAAAGCGAUGGACGCGGCGUACAAGAGAGUAAAUGGAAACUACAGCCCGGAGGGGGAGACUGGAGAGCCGGGCACUGGGAGAAGAAACUCAUAUCUGGAGGAGGACACCAGCAGGAAGGCGGAGGUGAUCACCUGCCUCUUCUCCCUGAAGGAGGAAGUUGGAGCUUUGGCCAAAGCCCUGCGCCUCUUUGAGGAUAAGGGCAUCAACCUGACACACAUCGAGUCCCGUCCUUCACGGAUGAAUAAAGAAGAGUAUGAGUUCUUCAUCAGUGUGGAACCAAACUGCUCUCAGGCCCUGGAUGAGGUCAUCGACGGCCUACGCACACAGAUCAGCGGCCAUGUGCACGAGCUGUCCCGCAACAAGCAGAAGGACACAGUGCCAUGGUUCCCAAGGGACAUCCAGGACUUGGACCGCUUUGCUAACCAGAUCCUCAGCUACGGUUCGGAGCUGGAUGCCGAUCACCCUGGCUUCAAAGAUCCGGUGUAUAGAGCCCGCAGGAAGGAGUUUGCUGACAUCGCCUACAACUACAGACAUGGCCAGGCCAUACCCAGGGUUGAAUACACUGCGGAAGAAAAGGCCACAUGGGGAACAGUCUUCAGGGAGCUCAAGGCUUUGUACCCGACUCAUGCCUGCCGUGAACACAACCGGGUAUUCCCUCUGCUGGAGGAAUACUGUGGGUACAGGCCAGACAACAUCCCACAGCUGGAGGACGUCUCCCGCUUCCUGCAGUCAUGCACAGGUUUUCGCCUUCGCCCAGUAGCUGGUCUGCUUUCUUCCCGUGACUUCCUGGCUGGACUUGCGUUCCGUGUUUUCCAUUCCACGCAGUACAUUCGUCACGGCUCCGUGCCCACAUACACACCUGAACCGGAUGUCUGCCAUGAGCUUCUGGGGCAUGUCCCUCUGUUUGCUGACCCCCGUUUUGCUCAGUUUUCUCAGGAAAUUGGGCUUGCAUCUCUCGGUGCUCCUGAUGAGUACAUUGAGAAACUUGCUACUGUGUACUGGUUCACCAUAGAGUUCGGACUCUGUAAGCAAGGUUCGGACGUCAAAGCUUAUGGAGCUGGUCUGCUGUCAUCGUUUGGAGAGCUGAAGUACUGCCUAACAGACAAGCCCCAAAUGAAACCUUUCGACCCAGAGAAGACCAGCCAGCAGAAAUACCCGAUCACAGAGUACCAGCCGGUGUACUUUGUUGCUGAGAGCUUUGAGGAUGCCAAAGAGAAAGUGAGGAAAUUUGCUACCACCAUCCCCAGGCCUUUUUCAGUCCGCUACAACCCCUACACCCAAAGCAUCGAAGUCCUGAACAACACCCAGCAGCUGACCAACCUGGCAGAAUGCGUCCACAGUGAACUGGGAAAAUUGUGCGAAGCCCUUCGGAAACUGGAGUGACUGCUAAUCCAGCUGGACGUGAUCGCUUGUCUCCGCCUUCUAAAUGAUUGUUCAGUUUCUAAGUUUUUAAUAUUUCUUCUCGGCUUGCUUAAAAGUUAGAUACAUAAACACAGCAGUAUAUAUACUAUAUAAGGCUAGAGCAAUAUGAAAUAACAGCUGUAACUCGUAACAUAUACAGGAAGUUGUUAGGAAUGUGUUUGCUGAAGCUGGAGGUAUUUCUGUCAGUAUUACACCAGUGUGAUUUUUUUAGUGGAUUUAUUUUUCAAAAUAAAUGUAUUUCUCAGUCAACACCUUUAACUUAGCUUUGUUUAAUCUAAACCUCACAUUGAGCACAUUUUCUCUUAUGUUUUUAUUUGAUUUGUUUCUAAGCAUUUUAUUGCAAAAA